AUGUUUUCCUGGGGGCUGAGCUGUCUGUCGGGGCUGGGGGCUACGGGCACGGCUCUCCUGUGCACCGUCCUGCUUCUAGUCUUGGCCCAGCACCUCUGGACCCUCCGUUGGACUCUUAGCCGGGAUCGGGCCUCGGCCCUGCCCCUCCCCAAGGGCUCCAUGGGCUGGCCCUUCUUUGGCGAAACGCUGCACUGGUUGGUUCAGGGCUCCCAUUUCCACAGUUCCCGCCGGGAGCGCUACGGUACAGUGUUCAAGACACACCUGCUGGGCAGGCCAGUGAUACGCGUGAGCGGCGCGGAGAACGUGCGCACCAUUCUGCUGGGCGAGCACCGCCUGGUGCGCAGCCAGUGGCCGCAGAGCGCGCACAUCCUCCUGGGGUCGCACACGCUGCUCAGCGCGGUGGGCGAACCCCACCGGCGGCGGCGCAAGGUCUUGGCGCGAGUGUUCAGCCGCGCGGCGCUGGAGCAGUACGUGCCGCGCCUGCAGGGGGCGCUGCGGCGGGAGGUGCGCUCCUGGUGCGUGGGCCGCCGACCCGUGGCGGUCUUCGCCGCGGCCAAGGCGCUCACCUUCCGCAUGGCCGCGCGCAUCCUGCUGGGUCUGCGGCUGGAUGAGGCGCGGUGCGCGGAGCUGGCCCGCACCUUCGAGCAGCUGGUCGAGAACCUCUUCUCCCUGCCCUUGGACGUGCCAUUCAGCGGCCUGCGCAAGGGCAUACGGGCCAGGGACCAGUUGCAUCAGCACCUGGGUGAGGCCAUUGCUCAGAAGCUUCACGAGGACCAGGCAGCAGAGCCAGGGGAUGCCCUCCAUCUGAUCAUUCACAGUGCUAGGGAGCUGGGCCAGGAGCUCUCGGUGCAAGAGCUGAAGGAGUCGGCUGUGGAGCUGCUCUUCGCCGCUUUCCUCACCACCGCCAGCGCCAGCACGUCCCUCGUGCUGCUGCUGCUGCAGCACCCGGAGGCCGUCGCCAAAAUCCAGCAGGAGUUGGCUGAGCAGGGGCUGGGGAGCGCGUGCGGCUGCGCGCCCGGGGCUCUGGGGUCCCGGCUGGACUGCGGCUGUGAGCCCGACCUCAGCCUCGCGGCACUGGGCGGGCUGCGCUACGUCGACGGCGUCGUGAAGGAAGUGCUGCGCCUCCUGCCGCCAGUGUCCGGAGGCUACCGCACCGCGCUGCGCACCUUUGAGCUCGACGGCUACCAGGUCCCCAAAGGCUGGAGCGUGAUGUAUAGCAUCCGGGACACGCACGAGACUGCCGCGGUGUACCGAAGCCCGCCAGAGGGCUUCGAUCCCGAGCGCUUUGCAGCGGAGCGCGAAGACGCGCGCGGCGCCCCGGGCCGCUUCCAUUACAUCCCCUUCGGCGGCGGGGCGCGCGGGUGCCUGGGCCAGGAGCUCGCGCGGGCUGUGCUGCAACUGCUGGCGGUGGAGCUGGUGCGCACCGCGCGCUGGGAACUGGCCACGCCCGCCUUCCCCGGCAUGCAGACGGUGCCCAUUGUGCACCCGGUGGACGAGUUGCGAGUACUUUUCUACCCUCUCCCCUCUUUGCGUCCAGGGAAUGGGCCACAUCUCUAA
This is a messenger RNA of Jaculus jaculus (lesser Egyptian jerboa), 1557 nucleotides long. RefSeq names its product cytochrome P450 26C1. The transcript has 6 exons. Gene Ontology annotation, biological process: sterol metabolic process. NCBI's taxonomy places the organism in Eukaryota, Metazoa, Chordata, Mammalia, Rodentia, Dipodidae. Gene Ontology annotation, molecular function: iron ion binding; monooxygenase activity; oxidoreductase activity, acting on paired donors, with incorporation or reduction of molecular oxygen. The record is from RefSeq and is a predicted model, not a curated record. The coding region runs from base 1 to 1557 and encodes 518 amino acids.